AUGGCAGCGAUAACUGCCUUUGAAGAAGCUGUCGCUGAAGCUGUCGAUGCCGUCGGCUCUGGAGUCGCCGUGGUAGUUGUCGUCUAUGCUGGUGAGGUUCUUCACUCCACUGGAGAAUGGCUUCUCGCUGACACAACAUUCUCUGGGGAGCAGCUGCAGAUGUGGCUUGAUUCCAGUGCUGCCGCGGCCUGGCAACCCGAUAUUCAAAAGUUGACCACUGCCCCCAGUGGUACAGAGCCAAUCAACAUCGUCGUCUGCACCCCGAGCGCCGGUGCCAAGACUCGUUGGCCAAUGGCAGCCAUCCCCGGAGGUAGCACCCAACUCGUGAUGCUCUCCAAGUCUCGCCGUUUGCCUGUACAUCUUCAAACCAUGGCUUCGUGGAGGGCAAACGGAAAGCUUCCUGCCGCGCCGUCGAAUGCCACCGAAGCCGAACAGGAAUUCACUCUAGCUCAGAGAUCCUUCAAGCACGCCCCACCUGCUCUCUAUCUGCUGCCCAGCGGUCAUGGAGGUGUCCAAACCCAGGCUUGCGGGCUCUUUGUUGUUCAGGGUGUGAAUGUCCUUCUGGGCUCAGCUUUCGCCGAACACAAACCGCCACAGUGGUGGCAGCUAGUGCGCAGCCUAGAUCGUCUAGACGCUGCUAUUUUCCCCGACUGGUCUGCCGCAAGCAUUCAGAGCUAUCGCUUCCUUACCAAACACCUCCUCUACGCUACUUCCGCCUCAUACUCCGCCAACUGGCUUGGCUGCCUUUUCACCCCAGCCCCCAUUGAACCAGGUGUUGAGUCACCCCUCCUCCUCACUCCGCCAACAACGGCCACGACCACCGCUGACCCUCACCGCCUCCGCUACCUAUCUGCUCAGCCGGAACAGACUCGUCUCUUCUACAAAAUUGGAGUAGGUGAACUCAGCCUCAAGUAUCUGGGCGCUAGCGUCGGUGUUCUACUAGUUUGGCAUCCAGCUCCUGGUGAGGGGAAGGCUAAAAUAGCUUCACCGUUGACUAUCUUUCUGCCAGUGGUUCACUCCCCUGAGGCGUCGGUUUCGCCUGUCAGUCUAUUGGCCGGGCUGGUGAGAAUGCUUAGGAAGGCACCGGAGACUAAUGUGGAGGGCGCUAAUGCAAUUACAACUGCAACUCCGACAAAGAGGACGACAUUGGCGUCGACGGCAGCGAAAUCGCCAGGAGUGGCGAGUAGAACAGUAAACAGUACGCCGUCGAUGAAAACGCACGUAAACGGAACCCUGAGAAACUUAACUUCAGCUUCUACAAAGCCCCUGGCUUCAAAGUCCACUCCCACGAGAACCCUCCCAUCACGAACCCCGAUGACCAGGCCUGUUGUGCCUUCAAGAACCGUGUCUUCUACUACACCGAGAACUAAAACAACAACGAUAACGCCUCGUCCGGCAACUUCUACUACCCGUCCUACUACCACCACCAUCACCACCCCACGAGGUAGAGCAGCCCAUCCUACAACAACCAGACCCUCUACGACGGGUAUUAAAGCAAAAAUAACACCUUUGUCUAAGAAGUCGCCCGAUGAAAAGCGUCCGACACCCACUUCUAAAACCGAGGUAAAGUUGGUAGAACAUGCAGCCAAGGUUGCCAAAGCGACUGCGGAGAAAACGGGUCAUGAGAUCAAGUAUGCGCCAUCUGGAAGACCCUCAAAUCUGCCACCAAGGCGGAAAGUAGGGGAGAAGACUGUAAUGGAGGAGUUAAAUGAACUGCCAGAGGUAAUGAAGACCCCGGCGACGGAUAGUCUUGCCGAGGUUGUGAAACAGCAGCAGCAGGGGCAAGAGACGGAGGAGGAAGUUUCUUAUCCCGAUAGUCUGCGUGCUGAGGAGACAGAAACGAAAGAAGCUGCCAUGACACCAAACAAAACAGAGCCAGCAAAAUUUGUGGUUAGUGCUGAACACCACGAGGUGCCUGAGGCCGAACCUGUGCCUGCAUCUCAUGAGGAAAUUUUGAAAUCGCCAGCAAGCUUAGAUUUCGCAGUGCCUGCAGUUGCAGAUAAUCAUGGCGUAAUUACACCGAAAGCUGAUGAUCCAAAGUCACCGAUGGGAGCAGGUCUUGGUGUUGAGCAACACCAAGAAGACCUAGGAGUUUCAUCGGGAUCUCCGAUCGAGUCGAUAAUUGGAAAAUCACCAGCUGGAAUGGACCUUGCAAUGUCUUCAGCUUGUGCUGAACACCACAAAGAUCCCGAAAUGGAAGUGUCAACAUCAUCGGUUGAUAAGGGUCUUGUGUUUGAUUCUGGAGCUGACGAACAUCACAAAGAAUUUGUAAUGUCGAAAUCAUUAGCUGCUAUGGUGACGUUGAAGUCUCCAACAGGAAUGGAAUUUACAAUGCCUCCUGGUGUUGAUGAAAAUCACGAAGAUUUACAUGCUCAUGAGGUUGGAUCAAAGCCUCCUUUUCAUGAAGAGGUUUUUGAACCCAAGUCUUCAUUCCAUGAUGAAAUCUCGAGAUCUUCAGCAGGAAUGAAAUCCGAAAUGCCUCCUGGUUUUUACGAACAUCACGAAGACUCCGAAAUUUUGAAGUCGCCAGCUGAUAUCAGAGUUUCUACAUUUUCAGUUGAUACACAUUUAACCAAGCAAAGUGGCACUGAACAUCACGAAGAAUUCAGGGUUUUACACUCUUCUGGAAACACUGAUGCCCACAAGGAUGUAGAGAUCGCUCAGUCUCCUAUAAUCGUGGAUUUCGAUAAUGCGAAGAAGCAUCAGCCGGUUGAAUCAUACAUUUCUAGAUCCCAAGCUUACUUUGAGCGUGAAAUCUCGAAAUCUCCAGCUGGUAUGGAGUUUGCAGUUCCUUCUGGUGAUGCCACAUGCUGUGAAGUCGUCGACGCUUCGAAAGCUUCUAUCGCCGAGUCCACAUUGCUAUCGGGAUCUCCAGAGCUAGACGGGUCUCUUAAAUCAAAUUUCCCACCCUCCAGCCUUGGCGAUCACACCAUGGAGGUGACGAAAUUCCAGGAACAAUCUUAUGCACAACCACAAACAGCGACAACUGAUGAUGAAUUCCCAGUACACGAGAUAAGUGUUGGAGGAGGAAAGGUCAUUCCAGAGGUUACAGAUCACAUAGAUUCCAUGGAGUCCACACCGGAGAACAUGCCUCCGAUCCAUGGUGAUUUGAUGUACCAAUUGCGGACGGAGUGUACUUCACAGCCAGCGGAUUCGACGACUUAUGAUGGACCGCACAUUGGAUUUAUGGACGUUGCUGCUGGUAGGCCGGUAGACGAAAACAUCCACACUCCCAGUUCCGAGGCAUCCAACGGCUCUAUGAUCCACACCGAAGCUGCCCCCAUUCCACCUGGAUUCAAACCGGAAGUAGUCUCCUCUUCCUCCCCUGCCAUCAACGUCGCAUCACCACAGUCAGGAGCACCUUCCGGUUUCUCUAGCCAACAUCCUCUGCUCUACAGCCAACAUCAGUCUGAAAGUUUUGAAGGAGAGGAAGAAACAGAGGCAUCCUUCCAUCAGAAGUUCCCUACUGCUGCUGUAGGCGGGACUGGAGAUAUGGAAGUGCCAUCUUGUAAGGAGGCUGAGUCAUCAGAGAAGCCCGUAGGUAGCAGUGAUAGUAGUGGUGCAGUGUUUGAUCCGCUGACUCAGUGGGGACAUCCACAGGGAAUUCCAGUUCCAGUGUUGCCUUCCAGAACGAUAUUGGUUCGUCCUUCAAGACCUACAACUGCUCGCUCGGCUGCUCUGGGCACGAAGGCUCCCGCAUCUUCCACAACCUCCAAAGCCCCAGAGACUCUUUCCCCAGGUUCACCACUCCGGCUAGAUGUUAUCUGGGUCCCAGGCUAUAUAAUCCGCGUGCCUUUUGCCAUGGCGACGCAAUUUUUCACCCAAGUCCGGGCCCGGGUCUAUGUGCUCUCUGGGGAGUGUCUGCACCCCAUCACGGGGGAGGCGCUUAUUGCUGGAAUCUCCAAGUGGAAGCCAGAGGAACGUGAAGCAGUAACAAAGAUGAGCGGCGGUCGAGGUGUUGAAGGUAUCAACGUAGUUCCCACCGACGAGCCUCUGGAAUGGGUGCGUUGGUUGCGUCGAAGUAGAGGUGGAAGUGGUGAUGGCAGCGGUACAGGUGAGGAGCGUCUCCAAGCCGUUGAAGUGACCGUCCAUUCCUCUGCCACUCUCUCUGAUAUCCACUUCUCCGACCAUGGAAUCGAGAUCACUUGUCCAGGUACCCAACUACCCGUCUAA
This is a messenger RNA of Echinococcus granulosus, 4173 nucleotides long. Its product is annotated as Microtubule-associated protein. Lineage: Eukaryota; Metazoa; Platyhelminthes; Cestoda; Cyclophyllidea; Taeniidae. Bases 1 to 4173 code for a protein of 1390 amino acids. The record is from RefSeq and is a predicted model, not a curated record. The transcript is spliced from 11 exons.